GUCAGUAAGUUAGUCGGUAUGACAGCAGACGCUGCGAUUGUUGGUUGGCGGGAAGUUCGUUUCAGUGUUUAAAUAGACAGAUCACGUGAUUAUGGCAACCGAAUUACGAACUAUAAGUACUAGUACUAGACGAGACAACGUGUCGAGCCACAAUGAUACGGGUACGUCUUGUGCUAUCACAAUACAAAUGCCCAAUCCUGAAGCGGCUAGCUGCGUAGAGAGAUUCGCAACUUUUCUUUCUUUUCUAUUGGUCAUCAUCACUUUCCCAUUUUCAUUGUUCGAGUGUUUUAAGGUAGUUCAAGAAUUCGAACGUGCUGUAAUAUUUCGACUCGGAAGACUUCGCAAGGGAGGUGCCCGAGGUCCAGGCUUAUUCUUCGUCCUGCCUUGCAUCGAUACUUAUAGGAAAGUCGACCUCAGAACGGUUUCUUUCGAUGUACCACCACAAGAGGUGUUAACCAGAGACUCUGUAACCGUAGCCGUAGAUGCAGUUGUCUACUACAGAAUAAAAGAACCGCUCAACGCUGUUGUUAGAGUAGCUGAUUACAGUGCAUCAACAAGACUGCUGGCGGCAACAACACUCCGCAACGUUUUAGGGAUGCGUGAUUUAGCACAACUUCUCUCCGAUCGAGAGGCAAUUAGUCACAUGAUGCAAGCCAACUUGGAUGAAGCCACUGACCCAUGGGGAGUGGAAGUAGAAAGAGUGGAGAUCAAAGAUGUCCGCCUACCAGUACAGCUUCAGCGAGCGAUGGCAGCCGAGGCCGAAGCUGACCGCGAGGCUCGAGCCAAGAUCAUAGCCGCGGAAGGGGAGAUAAAGGCUUCCAAAGCUUUAAGAGAGGCGUCGUUGGUUAUGGUCGACAACCCAAUGGCUUUGCAGCUGCGAUAUCUCCAGUCUCUCAACACAAUAUCCGCUGAGAAAAAUUCCACAAUAAUAUUUCCGUUCCCCAUGGAUUUCCUGAAAACAUUUCUAAGUCCAGGUCCGAGUGGUUCACAUACUCUACCAUUAUAGUAUGUACCUUAAGUAUAGAUAUCAAGUUUAAUUAUAAAUAUCGAAAUAAUUUGAAAAUUGUAAUAUAAUCAAUAUAGGUAAGUAUGUACAAAUAGUAAUAUAAGUAAAAAAUGAAUAUUAUUUUUAUUUAAUAACCAAGUACUGUAUUUCAACCGAAUAUGUUGUUUGCUCUUAAAUCACGCUCUAGCCCUGUUUUUAUAGGAGAAACUAAAUAAGUUACAUUUUUUUAUGAAAAUACUUGCAUCUUAGAAUAUAUAAUUAAAACUUUAUU
Molecule: messenger RNA, 1277 nt
Organism: Diatraea saccharalis (sugarcane borer)
Lineage: Eukaryota; Metazoa; Arthropoda; Insecta; Lepidoptera; Crambidae
Source: the annotation of a GenBank genome assembly